Messenger RNA from Paramuricea clavata, 4008 nucleotides. The record is from the annotation of a GenBank genome assembly. NCBI's taxonomy places the organism in Eukaryota, Metazoa, Cnidaria, Anthozoa, Malacalcyonacea, Plexauridae.
AUGCAACGUGUCACAAGGUCGAAUCAGUCAAGCGGUUCUAUUAACGAUGAGCUUCGUGGCUAUUUUGAAUCGGAAUCCUUUAUGGAUAUUAUGAGGAGAGUGGUUUCGAAUAUAGUUGCGGAAGAAUCUUUUCAACUUGCUUUCAAAAAAAGUGUAGAUGCAGCAGUGGCGAGCGCCGUUGAGCCUUUUAACAAGAAGCUAGCUGAAUUUGAACAAUACGCGCCACGAGUAACCGAUUUAGAAAAGAAGAUUAACGACCUUGAAUCUUGUCUGUCGGCAGCGCAAGAGGAAGCUAAACUUGCUAUAAAUAAAGCUAAUGAUAACGAACAAUACUCUAGAAAAUAUAAUUUGAGAUUUAUCGGCAUUGAAGAGAAGAAAGAUGAAAAUUGCACUGAGUUAAUCGUUGCAUUCUGCAAGGAGAAAUUGGGGAUCGUCGUGCCUGCUAACACUAUUGACCGUGCACACCGAGUUGGAAAAAAAUCUGAAGGGAAAACCAGAGCCAUAUUAGUGAAAUUCAUGAAUUAUAAUUCUAAAUUGAUGGUUUGUAUUCAGAAAAAACUUUUAAAGGAUUCCGAUUUUGAUAUUAAUGAAGACCUAACUUACAUUAAUAUGAAACUGUUCAGUCAUGCUCGCAAAUAUGCGAGCAAUAUUAAGUCGACUUGGUUUUCUGAUGGUAAACUUUUUGUUCGUGGUGAGUUAGACGAUAAAAUCUAUCGGAUUAGGAACAUGGAGGAUUUUGAACCCUAUGAUUUUUGUUAACUGCAUGGUAUCAGUAUUAUGGGCCCUUAGCCAUAUAUCUUUGAAUUCCUGAGAUUUGCAUGAUAACUUGUUUGCCAUGGUUAAUAAUCAUGGCAUUGUUUUGUUGUUUUCUUUAAUUAGCAUUUUGUGUGUCAGUUUAUGUAUAUUAUUACUAGUCUAUUUUUUUUUCAUCAAAUUAUAUUUCGGAGCAGCAGCAGGUGAGUAGCUUUAAUUAUUAUUUAAGCCUCCAUAUUGAUGGGGGUUAGUUUGGAAUGUUAUAGAGCAGCUAUCGGACUAUUUAAUUGCCACAUUUCAGUUUCAACGGUAAACUUUUCAUUUGUUUUUUUGAAUAUUAUGGUGGGUUGCCUGCAACUUUUGAUAGUAAUUGCACUUUUCUUUAUGAUAUGCUUAGACGUGGAGUUAAACCCCAGCUGGCCCUUACCCAAAUGUUAAUUUGAAAAUUGCACACUUAAACAUCCGCAGUUUGAAUGCACCUAACAAAUUUGGGGAGAUCGCUUCUGCCAUCUUAAAUCAUAAAUUUGACUUUUUGCAUUAUCAGAGACAUGGUUGAAUGAUUCUAUUUCUAAUGAUCUGUUUAGUAUUCCUGGCUAUUGUCCACUGAUUCGUCUUGAUAGAUCAGACGGUAGGCGCUCAGGAGGUGUAGCUGUUUAUGUUACAACUUCAAUUGCUGUCAAACGUAGAAACGAUUUAGAGACAUGCAUGCGGCUUCGAAUUGCUGUGGGUAGAAUUGAAAGUAGGUCCUAACAAUCUUAUUUGCGGAAUUUGCUAUAGACCGCCUGGAGGUGAUUUAAUUUCUAAUGCUAGGUUUCUAGAUAAUUUGCAACGAUGUUUAUAGAUAAAAUCAAUAUUCAGCCUAAUAGUCUUAUUACUAUUAUCGGUGAUUUUAGCGCUCAUUAUGACUCGACAAAUAAAUCUGAAAGUACUGAUUUCGGUUGCCUUUUGUAUCGUUGGAUGGAAUGUAACAACUUAUUUCAAGUAAUCACUGAGCCAACUAGAAUUACACAGCACGGAGCAACUAUUUUAGAUCUUAUUAUCACCAACUGUCCAGGAUAUUUUUUUCAUACUGGUACUCUCAGCCCGCCAUCCAGCCGAUCAUUCUUUGAUUUUUGCAAAAAUGAGUAUAACUUUCACAAAACAAAAAUGCUAUAAACGUUUUGUUUGGGAUUUUAACAAUGUUAAUGAAUCGGAAUUGUGUAAUGCUUUAGUGACAGCCAAUUUGGAUGUUCUCGCAUCACAUUAUAAUGACAUAAUUUUAAUUUAUGAAAAAUGGUUUACCUGUUUUUAUAAUGUUAUUGAGUCCCAUAUCUGUGACAAAUUUGUCACAAUACAUCCUCGAGACAAACCCUGGAUGAACAAUAGUAUUAGGCGAGCCAUAAGAAAAAGAAACAGGUUACUUAAGAUUCAUGUUAAAAAGAGAACUGUGACUUCUUGGGACAGAUACAGGCAGCAAAGAAAUUUGAUGAUUAUUUUUAAUGAUUAUUUCUAUGCUCAACGCCUUAUUGAUGACAGUUGUGCUAUCCUUCCAUCAAAUAUUUUGCAUUUCCAAACUACUAUUACGUUGUCAAAUAUUUAUGCAUCUGAGCGUGAAAUUAACGACCUACUGAAAAGCGUGGAUACUAGUAAGGCUUGUGGUUGCGAUGGUAUCGGUAAUAAGAUAUUGAAAUUAUGUGCUAAUGGGAUUACCACAUCGUUUACAAGCAUUGUUAAUUUGUCGUUAUUGUCUGGGAGUUUUCCAGACCAAUGGAAGCUUGCAAAUGUUAUUCCGAUAUUUAAGAAAGAUGAUCGUCAAUCGAAGCUGAAUUAUAGACCUGUUUCUUUAUUAGACUCGUUAUCUAAAAUAGCUGAAAAAAUAGUAUAUAUCCGACUGUAUAAUUUUCUUUUGGAAAUAAAAUUUUUAAAUCCAUUGCAGUCAGGUUUUCGACCAGGCGAUUCUACUGUUAAUCAAUUAACAUGUCUUGUUCAUAAGAUCUAUGAUGCUCUGGAACGGGGCAGAGAAGUUCGGAUGGUAUUUCUUGAUAUAAGCAAGGCAUUUGACAAAGUGUGGCAUAAGGGACUGUUAUAUAAACUUGAAAAAAUUGGUGUUAGAGACCCCUUGCUAAGUUGGUUCAAAAGCUGUUUAACUAAUCGUAAGCAGCGAGUCGUUACUGAUGGUCAAUUUUCUGAAUGGAAAAACAUAAAAGCCGGUGUUCCUCAGGGCUCUGUUCUUGGUCCGUUGCUUUUCUUGAUUUAUAUCAAUGAUAUUACUGAAAAUCUUGAAACGGACUGUUUUCUUUACGCCGAUGAUACCUCUCUUCAUGAUAUUGUUGAAACACCAGCGGUAUCCUCGGUUAAAUUAAAUAAUGAUCUUAUAAAAUUAAUGAGUGGGCUCACCAAUGGUUAGUCACAAUAAAUCCUGAUAAGACUAAAUCUAUGAUUUUUUCAGUUAAAAAGUAUCAGGUCUAUCAUCCUGAUUUGUUUUUUGAUAACAAAAAAAUUGUGGACGUUACACAACAUAUAGUCAUCUCGGGUUGACAUUAUCAAGUAAUCUUUCUUGGAAGGCUCAUAUUUUAAAAGUAUAUGAAAAAGCUUGUAGAAGAUUAAAUUUACUUAAAGGAUUGAAAUUUAUUUUAAAUAGGGGGACUUUGAACAGAUUAUACAAAUCUCUUAUUCGUCCAUUAAUGGAGUAUGGAGAUUAUCUGUCUUGUGGGAUGGCUGUACGGAAGGCGAGGGCGAUCUCCUCGAGUUUGUGCAAUACGAAGCAGCAAAAAUUGUAACGGGUGCUAUCAAGGGAACUAGUAGGCGUUCUCUGAUGCACGAAAUCGGUUGGGAAGAUAUGAAAACUAGACGUUCUAUUCACAAGUUGAUAUUCUAUUUUAAAAUUGUUAAUAAUUUAACUCCAAAUUAUUUAAAAGAGCUAGUGCCAUCUCAGGUGUUUGAGCGAACUCAUUAUUCCUUGAGGUCGUGUUCGGAUCUAACUUAGAGGCCAGUGGAGAAAGGUUCUACUGGGAUAGUACAUUAGUUAAAUUGAAGGAAUUUGUCUCAAAGGAGUUAAAACUGAUACUGUGAGCUUGAAAUGGCACGGAAAAACCAUUAAAACUAUCACAUUGGCUGGAAAUUCGACUGAGACAGACGAAUUGUCUAAGAUUCUGACAUCUAUAUGUGAAAGUUCAGUCGAAAAUCAAGGCAGCAAUACAGAGAGAUGUCAAGACCACUUCAAUAAUGACGACAACACCGAAACAAGCAUGGAUGCCACCUCAGGUAAAAGGCUGA